Macrobrachium nipponense is the source of this 4720-nucleotide messenger RNA. Its product is annotated as putative fatty acyl-CoA reductase CG5065. Gene Ontology annotation, cellular component: peroxisome. Bases 158 to 1828 code for a protein of 556 amino acids. Gene Ontology annotation, molecular function: alcohol-forming very long-chain fatty acyl-CoA reductase (NADP+) activity. Gene Ontology annotation, biological process: long-chain fatty-acyl-CoA metabolic process. The record is from RefSeq and is a predicted model, not a curated record. The transcript is spliced from 8 exons. Lineage: Eukaryota; Metazoa; Arthropoda; Malacostraca; Decapoda; Palaemonidae.
AGUCUCUCGCAGCGAAGAUUAGUUGGUGUGGAGAAGUGAGAACGGAAAGUGGCUCUCUCGAUUGUGUGGUAGACUUGAGUGACUCGGAGAGACCGCCGUGUGGAAGUACUACUAUAAUACUACUGCUGCUGCUGCUGCACUACACUGAUCUUUGACAAUGACCGACCUGGGAAUCAGCGAAGUUACAGAAUGGUACCGCAACAAAACCGUCUUCAUCACGGGCGGCACUGGGUUCAUGGGGAAGGUCCUGGUGGAGAAACUCCUUCGGUCUUGCCCCGUCAGGAGAAUCUACCUCUUGAUGCGACCGAAGAGAGGAGUUGACGUCGAACAGCGUUUGGAUGACAUGUUCAACUACAAGGGUCCUUUUGAACCAUCACUUUCGUCCUCUCUCUCCGGAGCAAGUAACCAGAGGACUACGCUCUUCGACAGAAUCAAGCAGACGCAGCCGGAGGUGCUGCAGAAGGUGUUCGCCGUCAAAGGGGACAUCACGAUGGAGGGCCUGGGGCUUACUGACGAAGACGAAGCACGUCUCUCCGAAGAAGUCCAGAUUCUCUUCCACGCCGCUGCCACUAUCAAUUUCACAGAACCAAUGCGUGUUGCCGUCAACAUGAAUAUGUUGGGAACCAAACGCGUCGUGAGCCUCGCCAAGAAAAUGACUAACUUGCAGGCUUUGGUGCACGUGUCUACAGCGUACGCCAACUGCCACCUUCAAGAAGUCUACGAAGAUCUGUAUCCAGCACCUAUGGAUCCAGGACGACUCAUUCAGCUGACAGAAUGGCUGGAUGACAAACUCUUGGAAGAAAUCACUCCUCGCCUGGUCGAGCCCAGACCCAACACUUACACAUACACCAAAGCCCUGGCAGAGCAUCUGCUCUUCAACGACGGUGUAAACCUUCCCAUUGCUGUCAUCAGACCCUCAAUUGUAUGUGGAUCAUGGCUGGAGCCAGUGCCUGGUUGGGUGGACAACCUCUUCGCCUUCACUGGACUUCUUGUUGGGAUGGGAAAGGGCGUCCUGCGAUCUCUCUAUGUCAGGGACGACAUCAAGCUGGACUUCAUCCCUGUCGAUGUCCCCAUCAAUCUGAUGCUGGUUGCUGCCUGGAACACAGCUGUUCAGAGAUACAAACCAGACACCGCCCCUAUCUUUUGCUGCUCUACCGGCUCCCAGAAGCCUCUGACCAUGAAGGCCCUCCAGGAUUACUUGAAGAAGUCCGUCCGGGCUUUCCCAUUCAACUCUCCUCUCUGGUAUCCGGAUGGAUCACCCAAGAAUUCCAAGGUCAUGCAUCAGCUGCACGUCUACUGCGUUAAUAUCAUUCCUGCCUACAUUGCUGACUUUAUCAUGAAGAUGCUUGGGAAGAAGCCCAUUGCUGUGAAACUGUGCAACAAGAUGGUCAAGGCUGUGAGUGCACUGGAGUACUUCAUGCUGAGGGACUGGACUUUCCACACCACAAAGACCCAGAAUCUCUGGAAAAGCCUGACGCCCGCAGACCAGAGCAUCUACCACUUCGACGUCUCAGACUUGGACUGGGACGACUACAUCGAGUCCUACCAGAAAGGCUGCAAGCAGUACAUCAUGAAGGAGGAGCUGUCCUCCGUCCCGUACGCAAAGAAGGUCAUGAGCAGAAUGCACAUCCUGCACCGCCUGGUCCAGGUGGCGAUGAUGUACGGAGUGUGGUGCCUCCUCUCCAACGAAACUGCCACGGCUUUCUACACCUCUUUCUUCAACGGCGCCGCGCAGCUCUUGUCCCUGACCCCUGCCUUCGUCGCAGCAGAAGAAGCAGAACUGUCAGAUUUGCCAGAGAUGUCUGCAUUGCCCGAGUUGUCGUCAUAGGGGUUCUGUUCCGCACGCUCACAAUUAAGUCAGCCAGUCGCCUAGGAUGUACUUGGCCCCACUAAGCGUGAAGGACAAUUUAGUUUUGUUCUAUGACCAGGAGGAGGAGGAGGAGGAGGAGGAGAGUGAAUCAAGUGUGGACCAUCUGUGUGUGCCAUAGAAGAUUAAAUUGCAACUAGGGCUUAGUACAGGAAGUACAGUCAUAUUAUCUGUAGCCUAGGAAGAGAGUUGUGGCCAGGGUGACGACAUCCGACGGGGCAACGCGCUUGACUUGACAUCAGGAUUCAAACGGGCUGCUACAACAGGAGCCAGAGCCCGUGCUGGCACAAGGCCAGCCUCAUCUAAAACAACACCAUCUACCUCGUGAGCUUUUGACUUAAAGAGACUGAGGGAGUCUUCACCUGUGUGCUUCAACAACGAGGGCAUUUUCUUGCUUGCUAAAGUAGUGAUACCCGAGUGUGUCAUUAGUCCAUUGCCUUUGCUUAACUCUAGAUUCUAAUAGCCUCGAAAAGAAAGAAAUUGUCUUCUGAAGGAGGAGUCAGAGAGGUAUGUCUGAUUCGUGACUGUUUUAUUCGUUUCUUCGCCAGCCGGAAAAAGCAAAGCAUUUUAGAAUGUUCAUCACAAAGGCAAUUUGUGAAUCACUGUAAUGCAGCUUAGCAAUUGCUGUUACGGUCAUCAUAAAAAUGCUCAAUAUACCAGCGUUUUAUGGUUUCAAAGGUGUUAGUGAUAUAAUGCCUCUGGUUGUAUAUACGUAUAUUAAGCGUGAUGAAAUUUUUACCCAGGAAAUCCCGGAAUCUGUACGUUAGCGGUUUUCUCUCUGUGAGAAUGCAUGUUAGCGCGGGACUGGCUUGUAACAAUGAUUGUCCGAGACCUGUUACAGACAAGACAGGUUUCCCCCUUUCUGAUAAAGCUGUGUAUUCUUUUAAAUGCUGGUAUACUUUAAGUUUGAUGGUAUGUUUCUUGAGAACUUGGAUUCCGAAAUUUUGAGUUGUAUUCAUUUGUUCUUUUGUCACGUUUUUUCCCCAUUUCUUUUUCGUUGUUCUUUGUAAAGGUUUGGAAACAAAGUACAAAGCCAAAAAGGAAAGCACUUUCUGAGCUACGUCUUCGACUUCAAAGUAAUUGAGAAUUCUCCAUUGUAAUUUGUAAAACACUUUUUAAAAUGAUUUGUCGCAAGCAAUUUUGUCCCAAGUAUCAGGAGCAUAAGUCUUCAUGUGCAGUAUUUGUUGUGACAGAGAAUGGGAUGUCAAUUCAUAGUUUCUUUGUUGCACACUUAAACGUUUUCUUCUCCAUUAAUUUAUCGUAGUUUUGCUUCUCGGUUAAGGCACAUGUCAUGCCAUCUAGACUCGAUGCAGUGUGUACAUAUAGUUGCAAGGAAAUGGAUGUGAAGCAUUCUUUCUUUGGUUGUAGUAGGUGAAGAUGAAGGCGGUAUAUACUAUCUGUUUCAUUGAAUGGGGUGACAUAUGUCUUAGCUGUGAGUGACAUUGUUUUCUGUAGGGAUGUCUAGUAUAUAGAACAUGCAAAGAUGCCUCGGAACCUUUGUAUCUUGGCCUCUGCGAGGGAAAUGCACUGUUAGUAAUUUAAAAAAAAAAAAAAAAGUGUGCAGUUCUGUAGUCAAUACUAAAGAUAGUACACUUCAGAAAGACCAUUUCACAAGUCUAUUCUUCAGAAUUAGAUGUAAUCCCAGUUUCCUCUCGUAAGAGAGGAUGCUAUCAAGAUGAUUUUAUCCAUAUUGACUGGAGUAAACAGCCCUUGUUCCGAAAAGACAGUAACAGAAUUAUUGCUAAAACGAAUAGAAUGUUUAUCAUCCCAUUUGAAAUUAGGUUACGUAGCAAAGAUUCUCAGAACUGCAGGGAAGUGGCGUAUAAUUAAACAGUUACAUAGCAAUAUGUAUGGUUAUAGUUUCUGUAAUUAGCACCAAAAUGGAAAUUGUGUGGGAAGUUCAUUAUUCCCCUCUCAAGCGAUGACUUGAUUGGUGACAUUUUUGGCUAAAUGGGACAGUAUUCCCUUUGUAAAUUAUCUGCGGGGAUGGUCACCGUCACUCCACAAAGUCAGAGAGGAUUUCUGUCACAAUAUAAUAUGAAAGGAUUAUUGUCUUUUUGUCAAUAUUAAAGGGAUAUCUUCUUUUUUCAACAGUAAAAUAAAUGUCUUCUUUUUGCAAUACUAGAUGGAUGUCUUAUUUUUACAAUAUUAAAGGGAUGUCUUCUUUUUUGCAAUACUAAAGGGAUGUCUUCUAUUUUCAAUAGAAAGGGAUGUCUUCAUUUUGCAAUAUUCAAGGAUAUCUUCUUUUUUCAGUACUAAAAUGAAUGUCUUCUUUUUGCAAUACUAGAGGGAUGUCUUAUUUUUACAAUAUUUAAGUGAAUAUCUUCUUUUUCUCAAUAUGAAAGGGAUGUUUUCUUUUUGCAAUAUUAACGGGAUAUCUUAUUUUUUUCAAUAAAAAGGGAUGUUUUCUUUUUGCAAUAUUAACGGGAUGUCUUAUUUUUUUCAAUAGAAAGGGGUGUUUUCUUUUUGCAAUAUUAACGGGAUGUCUUAUUUUUACAAUAGUAAAGGAUAUCUUCUUUUUCAAUACUAAAGUGAAUGUCUCCAUUUUUGCAAUACUAAAGGGAUGUCUUCUUUUCUCGAUAUGAGAGGGAUGUCUUCUUUUUGCAAUAUUAACAUGAAUGUCUUCUUUUUACAAUAUGAAAGGUAUGUCUUCUUUUUUCAAUGCUAAAGGGAUGUCUUCUUUUUUCAAUACUAAAGGCAUGCCUUCUUUUUAAAUAUACUGAAGGGAUAAUCAUGUCUUCUUUCCCUUCUUCUGGGCCUUGGUGCAACGGUUCCAGCGCCGCGUAUAAUCACCAUAACCAAAACUUUUGACCGUAGAGUAAAAGACGUAUUUUUUUUUCUGUUGAAUGUAUA